AUCCGCUGGGCCGCACCACCGUCGCCGCCCGAGGUCGUUUGGCCUCGGGUCCGAGCUUCCGUGACAUGGACACCAGCGACCUCUUCGCCAGCUGCAAGAAGGGGGAUGUGGGCCGAGUGCGGUACCUUCUGGAGCAGCGUGAUGUGGAGGUGAAUGUUCGGGACAAAUGGGACAGCACCCCUUUAUACUAUGCCUGCUUGUGUGGACAUGAGGAGCUGGUACUCUACCUUCUGGCUAAUGGAGCCCGCUGUGAGGCCAACACCUUUGAUGGAGAGCGCUGCCUCUAUGGGGCGCUGAGUGAUGCCAUCCGGCGGGCACUGCGAGACUACAAGCAGGUCACAGCCUCCUGCAGGAGGCGGGACUACUACGAUGACUUCUUGCAGCGGCUUCUAGAGCAGGGUAGCCACAGCGAUGUGGUGUUUGUCGUGCAUGGGAAGCCAUUCAGGGCACAUCGCUGUGUCCUGGGAGCACGCAGCGCCUACUUCGCGAACAUGCUGGACACCAAAUGGAAGGGCAAAAGCAUCGUGGUUCUCAGGCACCCACUGAUCAACCCCGUGGCCUUUGGGGCCCUGCUGCAAUACCUAUACACAGGCCGUCUGGACAUCGGUGUGGAGCAUGUUAGCGACUGUGAGCGCCUAGCCAAGCAGUGCCAGCUGUGGGACCUGCUCAGCGACCUGGAGGCCAAGUGCGAGAAGGUGUUCGAGUUUGUGGCCUCCAAACCAGGCACAUGUGUGAAGGUUCUGACCAUUGAGCCACCCCCAGCUGACUCCCGUUUGCAGGAGGACCUGGCAUUGCUGGCGGACUGCGCCCUGCCCCCUGAGCUCCGUGGCGAUCUUGGGGAGCUGCCCUUCCCCUACCCUGAUGGCUUCAAUAGCUGCCCUGACAUCUGCUUCCGUGUGGCCAAUUGCAGCUUCCUCUGCCACAAGGCCUUCUUCUGUGGCCGCAGUGACUAUUUCCGGGCCCUGCUGGAUGAUCACUUUCGAGAGAAGGAGGAGCCAGAAGCCUCAGGGGGCCUCCCAGCCAUCACACUGCACAAUAUUUCCCCUGAUAUCUUCACCCACGUGCUCUACUACAUAUACAGCGACCACACUGAGCUGCCCCCUGAGGCGGCCUAUGACGUGCUUUGUGUGGCUGACAUGUACCUGUUGCCAGGCCUGAAGCGGUUGUGUGGCCGCAGCCUGGCCCAGCUGCUGGAUGAGGAUAGCGUGGUGGGUGUGUGGCGGGUUGCCAAGCUCUUCCACCUGGCCCGGCUCGAGGAUCAGUGCACUGAGUACAUGGCCAAGAUCAUCGAGAAGCUGGUGGAGCGGGAGGACUUUGCACAGGCAGUGAAGGAGGAGGCGGCAGCUGUGGCGGCCCGGCAGGAGACAGACUCCAUCCCGCUGGUGGAUGAUAUCCGCUUCCAUGUGGCUAGCACAGUGCAGACCUACAGUGCCAUUGAGGAGGCGCAGCAACGGCUGCGGGUGCUUGAGGACUUGCUUAUGGCCAUGGGCUUAGACUGCUGA
Molecule: messenger RNA, 1502 nt
Organism: Orycteropus afer afer
Lineage: Eukaryota; Metazoa; Chordata; Mammalia; Tubulidentata; Orycteropodidae
Gene: ABTB1
Product: ankyrin repeat and BTB domain containing 1
Cellular component (GO): cytoplasm; ubiquitin ligase complex
Molecular function (GO): protein binding
Source: RefSeq, a predicted model, not a curated record